UGUGUGUAGAUCCUGGAGGCCAUGGAGAUCAUGCUGUUAGCAGUCGUCUCCCCAGAGAUCCGCUGUGAGUGGCGUCUCAGCGACUGGCAAGUUGCCCUCGUCUCCACCAUGGUGUUUCUAGGGUUCAUGUUGUGUGGAGUCCUGUCCGGGUACGUCGCUGACAGAUACGGACGCUGGAAGGUAGUAUUCGGGGGCUUCGUGUGGAGCGCGUACUUCUCUCUGCUGACGUCCUUCGCUCCGUCGUACGGUUGGUUCAUCUUCCUCCGCAGCAUGGUGGGGUGUGGAGUCGCUGGGGUGUCCCAGGGGUACAUCACCUGGAACCUGGUCAUUAGACAGGUAACACAACUGGAACAGAGUCAUUAG
Etheostoma cragini (Arkansas darter) is the source of this 363-nucleotide messenger RNA. RefSeq names its product putative transporter SVOPL. The transcript has 4 exons. Gene Ontology annotation, biological process: transmembrane transport. The record is from RefSeq and is a predicted model, not a curated record. Lineage: Eukaryota; Metazoa; Chordata; Actinopteri; Perciformes; Percidae. Bases 22 to 363 code for a protein of 113 amino acids. Gene Ontology annotation, molecular function: transmembrane transporter activity.